Messenger RNA from Cuculus canorus (common cuckoo), 8740 nucleotides. It is a transcript of the gene TRAF3IP2, whose product is annotated as TRAF3 interacting protein 2. NCBI's taxonomy places the organism in Eukaryota, Metazoa, Chordata, Aves, Cuculiformes, Cuculidae. Gene Ontology annotation, biological process: humoral immune response; positive regulation of canonical NF-kappaB signal transduction. The record is from RefSeq and is a predicted model, not a curated record. The coding region runs from base 405 to 2030 and encodes 541 amino acids. The transcript is spliced from 10 exons.
GCGCUGAGGGUAAGGAGCCGGGGACUAGAAGCAAAGGAGGACUCUCAAGGCAAGGCACCCCGUUAGGGAUCGCGCCGAGUUUGCCCCCACGUUUCGUGCAGGGUUCGAGAGUUUUAAGGCUGCAAGCGAGCGCCCCGCAGGCUCCCAGCGCCGCGCCUGCCUCCGCCCUUCCUGCUGCAGAGCCAGUUCUGCCGCUCACCUGGCGGGGGAAGGGACCGUGUCCUGAGAAAGAGGGGGGGAAAAGGCUGUCCGGCCGAGGAAGGGGAGCCACGGCGCGCGCAGGAGGCGAGCCAGCCCUCGCUUUCCUCUGUCAGCUCAGCCGAGCCUCCCUCGCCACCAAGUUUGCUGGAAAAUCCUGGCCCUGCAGCUGACUCUCGUUUCCAGUACAACUACGAAACUUGGGAAUGUCAGACACUUCUGUGGGUCGAAGCAUACCAGUUGAAGUGGAUGAAUCCAUGCCAUGGUCCCCAUUUCCUGAACAUGUCUUGGGAAGAGCUUUGCAGCCUUCUGGAGAAGAUGUAGAGGAUGAGAAGUCCCAGAGACCGUGUGCCACUGGAACACCUCAGCCUGUGGCUGAUCCACCAUGCCUCUGCAAAGCAUCAGCACGUCAUCAGUCAGCACUGUCUGUGGAGCCAGACAGCAGCUUGUGGUCAAAAUACACCAGUUCUGAUGGAGAUGAACACUUCUGUUCCCCCAGUGAAUCAAUAGCUGGAGCAAUUCCCUCCAAGAUGCAUCUUGUAGCUAUGGACAAACCAGGCAUGCAGCCAAGAUCACAGCUUUCAGUUGACACUGGGCAAAACUCCAGUAAAUCAGAGCAGAGCCUGUCUGUUGUUCCUGAGGACUCACUGGAGGAGAGCAGCCAAGGGAGUUCACAGUCACAGCAACCCUUAGGAAACAGACCCCCAGCAGAGCUGAGGGCGGUGGACAUAAGUUACAACUCCCAGUCACGAGACGUCAUGGGCAUCAGGCACCUGGAGCCCCCUUUACCGCUGGUGUCCGUGCUGAAUCCCCAGGACCUUCCAGGACCGCUGAUCUCCAGAGAGUUUUUUGGACCUGAUCAUCAGCAGUGCCCUAUGUGCCAGCACUUGCCCCAUCCCAAUGUCACCUCACAAGCUCACGGCUGCUUUGUACACGGCUGUCCAGCAGAGCAGCAUCUCCAGGGCCCAUAUGGCAGAGCUCCUUACCAACAGUUUGCACAUAUAUCGCAACCGCUUCCUCCUGUUCCUGGACCUUGCAUAAGAGUUAUCCGCCCAGCCCAGCAAGUCAUCCCAAAUUACUCAAACUUCCGUGCUCCCAAGGGCACCAGAGACCGACCACCACAGAGGACAUGCUCCUCCCCUGGUCCUCCUCGAUUCCCAAACCAGCUAUACAAUCAGCUACCUAAUGGUCAGUUGUCUCCCAAGCCAUGUGGCCCAGAGGAAGCGUGCUGUUGUCCUUCUGACAAUUUUCCAUCUCCAGCUGCUGUCCCAAGACCUCUCAGUAACCCUGCAGCCAAGGGAACUCUCAGAACCAGCAAUUUGCCGGAGGAGUUGCGCAAGGUCUUCAUAACCUAUUCGGUGGACACGGCGGUGGAGGUUAUGAAAUUUGUGAACUUCUUGCUUGUAAAUGGAUUUCAAACUGCUAUUGAUAUAUUCGAGGACACGGUACGAGGUAUUGACAUCAUUAAGUGGAUGGAGCGCUACCUAGGUGAUAAGACGGUGAUGAUAAUCAUAGCAAUCAGUCCAAAAUACAAACAGGAUGUGGAAGGGGCUGAAUCCCAGCUGGACAGGGAUGAACACGGCUUACAUACUAAAUACAUCCACAGGAUGAUGCAGAUUGAGUUUAUACAACAAGGAAGUAUGAACUUCAGAUUCAUCCCUGUGCUUUUUCCAAAUGCCAAAAAGGAACACGUGCCUACCUGGCUGCAGAAUACUCACAUAUAUAACUGGCCAAAGAAUAAGAAGAACAUCCUUUUGCGGUUACUGAGGGAGGAGGAAUAUGUUGCUCCUCCAGUAGGACCUUUACCAACCCUCCAGGUUGUGCCGUUAUGAACAUUAGUACUUAAAGUGCAUGACAAGCAGUUGUUAAAGCGUUGUUCUUGGCAGCGUGCCAGUGCUCUUCCAGAUGGCUCUUUCUGAUGACAGAAGACACUCUUUCUGCUAAAGGAAUUGGUUGUCUUGGGUAACUGAGGCUCAGCUUGUUUCCUACCAUGUUGAACGUCUGUUUCUGAAGCUGAUGGGAUAGAACUCUUUCCUCUAGAUUUUUAAAUAAGCUGCAAAAGGAAAGAAUGCCCAGGUUUAUUUUAACAUCUGGUUUUAACAUACUUUUAUUAGUCGAUACAGCAAACAAAUACCAGAAAUAAUGUUGCAAUAAGUGUAAAAUAAAAAUUACAACCUCCAUAGUGCUCAGGGUUUCUUUAAAGAUAUCCCUGCCUUGUAUAGCAUUAUUGAACAGUUUGUUUGUAUAUACACUAUUAAAUAUAUUGCCUUUUGUAAGGCAACCUUAUACAUUGCGUCAGCCUUAUUAUGCUGGGAGCAACAGAGGAAUGGUGACUGUUGGGUAAUGCAAGUUUUCCUUAGCCUGCCUUGCAUAAAGACACUGUCUUCAAUUAGAGGUCUCACAGAUCUGAAAUCUCUGGAGUUCCAUUUCCUUACAGCUCGGCCCCUUACACCUUCAGCGUGUUCCAGCAAUAGUCGACAAAAGGAGAGUUAACCACAUGGCUACGUAUGUGCUGUCAGUACCACGGAAUGCUACAAUCUUUUUUAUAGCAGGCCUUUUGCUACAUUACUGCUUUUCAGCCCUUAUUUAAAACAGAGCACAUCAAAGGACAGUUGGCAUUUGGAAAUCCAGCAAUUGUUAAGAGAAAUAACAUCGACUCCUACAACUUAUAUGCAGAAUGGAACAAUGAAAUAAUCCAAGGUGCUGGAGAGCCAUGGGAUGUUGGCAACAAGGAAGGCUCAACAACAUCACAUCUGCUAAGAUCUGAACUUCUUUGUUACAGACACGUAAAUAUGACUUUGUUGAGGGUUCUUUUUUUUAAAACUGUCUUAAGCAUACUGAGGUCACAGUGGACCCUGUUGGCUUACAAUUCUGCAACCCUUAUCCUUCAGAGCAAGCGUACAAGCGUGUCCUGCUCUGACCCAGAGCGCUUCAUGCUUACUCUUCCCAAGAUUCUUUUCAGCUUUGUUUUUUUUGUUAUAGAAUGACCCGUACACAGCUCUAUUAAAAACUACAUGUGUUUGGUAGUCUGAAAAGUAAAUUAGCCCAGAAGUAGAAACUCCUGUUACACCACAAAAAUUAUUUACUUAGCUUUCCAUGAAGGUGGUGCCAGUGUGGUAUGUUGAUACAAGACACACUUUGUGGUGCUCAUGAGGGACAAUUUAAGAACCACGUUGCAGAUAUACUCAGAUUUUCCUCUAGCAGGCUUCUCGGCCAUUUAAGAGAACUGGGAGAAGGGUGUAUCCAGUGUUUUCAACUCUUAUAUAAAUUUUGAUUGUGGCAUUUGCUGCGCUUCUUAAGACUCCAGUUUCUAAAUUGGAAGUUGAAGCUCAACAACUGAAAUAGGCUAACACCUGCCGUGCCAGCAACUUCCUGAAAGGCACAAUAAAAUUGUGCGAGGUAGUGAUACUUCUCGUUACCUACUUGCAUGUUGCGAGGGGAGGUCCAUUUUCCGUGCAAUGAUAAACUAAGCUUCCAAUUAAGAAAAUAACUUUCUAGUACAUGGUGACAAGCCUAAAAUAAUGACAGAAAUCCUUCUUAAAAAGUCAACGAAGUGAAGGCAAAAGGAGUGGGACGCAGGUACCUAAACACUGAUACUUAGGGUCACUUGGAGAGUCCUACAGCAUUGAGCUCAACGUCCAGGUUAAGGAAGUCCCCUGAAAUGCUACAGCACAUCUGCCAACUCAGUAUAGCUGUCUCUGCUAUUUUAGGACAUCUGAAGCAUUUUAGCACUGUGAACUAGUCAGUCUCAAAUGGCUUCUGACCCCCUUUGCCAAUUUCUACCACAUUUAGCAGGGAGAAGCUCUAAGAUAUUAAGGGUCUACAAGUUUCAUGGAAAAAAUAACCUGAGCAAAGAGCUACCCCCAAACCUGUGUGCUGUAGAGAGAGGCAACCGGGGUUCAGGCCUGUGGAGGUCUCUUCCCCGAGGUGGACAAGUGGCCAGCCAGUACUCACAGGAGUCAGAGCUGGACAUCCUGCCGCUGGACAGGGCUGGCGAGGGGCUGGGAGGGCUUUUGGGGAGUACAGCCUGGGUAAAGAUGGAGGAGAAACGUCUGUAGGGAAUGAGGCUGUGUCAGUUUUGCUGCUUGCAAAGCAGCAUAUUAGGGAGUGCAGUUAAGCAUUCAAAAUGAUUAGCAAGGCUGGGUAGUAAAUUCCUUUCAUCAUUUUGGCUGUCAUCCUAAAAUAUGUGCUCUAGAUUUACCACAGAUUUGCUUGGUUUGGGCCAGGGAAUUUCAUUAAGUAACUCCUGCAUCAUGUGAUACACAAGGUUGCAUUAAAUGGUCCAGUGAUCAUUUUUAUUCAUCUGUUUCAAUGAUCCUUUUCUGAAAAACAAUUCUAGCAGAGCGCGGAAGAAAAACUAAGCAUUGGUGUUUAGGAAUUACAAAGAGCCCAAUCUAUUUAAAUAGAUUGGGGCUUUUUUUUUCUUUAAUUGAAUAACAAUUCCCAGGAUUCAUUGAUCUUUACAUUAGUUAGAGCAUCCGACAAGAACAGAAACCAUGAUGGGGAGAGUGUGAGUAAUGAGCUAGCAGCCUAGUGAAUCAUUUCCCCUAAAGCUUUGUAUUUGUAGAGAGACAGAUGGUGGGAGCUGUGAAGAGGGAGAGGGAGGAAAAAAGCAGGUUUUUGCAAACAACAAAAAUAGGGAUAGAGGACAGUGACAAAAAGAAAUAACCAGCAGGUAAAGGAGAAGCAGAAGCUGAGAGCACACAGGCUGUUUCAAAACUGACACGUCAAUGUUAAAAUGGUUAGUGUUACAGGAAAAUAUAGGAAGGUCAUUACAAAAAAGACCUUUGUGGCCGUGAGGGGAAAAAAUUACCAAAAGCAGGACGUUUGUAGACGACCUCUUGAGUCAGUUAUUAACUUUAUGUGUAAACAAUGGGGAAUGGCUGAAAGUAUGCAAGUCUCCCUCCUGCAGGCUGGCAGGUACCCAUGGAGGCAAAAGGCAUUGCUUGAACAAGGCCUUUCAAGGCCAGGUUGGACAGGGCCUUGGGCAGCCUGAUCUAAUCCACGUCCCUGCCCGUGGCACGGGGUUGGAACUGGAUUAUCUUUAAGGUCCCUUCCAACUUAAACUGUUCUCUGAUUCUAUGAUUCUACGAACAGCAACAGCAGAGCCAGGGGUUUCUGUCACGGUGCCUGUACAUUUGCAAGGGGCGCGUGGGAGAGGAACUGCACUGUCCCUAAGGUGGAAAAUACGCAAAGCGAGAGUUACACACUUAACACUGGGAUGAGUGCAGCACUAAAAGACACAGAAGUAAUUGAGAAAGAGCCUACUUGGGGGCUUGCCAAAGCUCAUAUGACAUUAAUGCAUGUAAAGAUUUUUUUAAUGCGAGUCACCUGUGUGACAAAAAUAUGGUUGUAAAGUUUUUAUCCCACAGUUAAGCUGGAUCAGCCUUUCAAGUGAGGGAAGUGUAUGGCAGUUCUAGUAUAACAUUAAUCAAAUAAAGCCUUGCAUGGAAGACAUGAAAUGCAGCCUUAAGAGCUCCUUUUCUCCUGGUAGGCUUUUAACUGGCAUCAUUUUGUGCCAUUUAAGAAAAUAAAGCAGCAGAUGUCCCUGAAGCCUCUCUGGGCCCAGAAGCAAAGCAGAUAACAAAGCUGGUUCAUUAGAGCAGCCCCACCAAAGGGCACCUUGCUAAGAGCACGCCCUUCCCUCGUCUCCAGCCAGCAACCAGGCUGCAGGUACUAGAGACCUGGGCAUGUUCAUAACAGCAUCAGCCCAGGCACCAAACUUUAAUGGCGUGGUCAGUGGAGCUCCACAACGAGAUGUAGUGAUGGAGGAAAAGGAGCAAUUGCCACUAUUUAUCAUACUUAAUGUUGGAUUGGAGGCACUGGUAAAACCACAGGAUACCUGGUCUUAAAAGGUAAUGGAGGGGGAGUUAAGUGGCCUUACAGUACAAAAGGUCUACCAUGGUAACGAAGGAAAACACAUCUGAGUUUCCUCACCCUCAGGAUGCAGAACAGGUGCACGUUAUCUUCCAAAGCAAACAUGUCUUUUGUUAUGCUUUGGCUUUAAUUUAACAGGCUCACCCAUGCCCACACCUGCUGGAUUCUGCACUGUUUAACUUGUGUUUGGGAAACAGAUCCUGCCUGGAAGGUCACAGCUUUCAGCAGUGUCCCCCUUCACCACCCUUCAUCAUGACGUUGCUGCAGGAAAGCACUCCCUCAGUAUCGGGUUUGCAGUACCAAUGGACUGGCACUGCUCCUUCUCCCCAGUCCCCGACAUGGGUCUUCUGAAGUUCACAGCUGGCAUGCAGCACAUCAGGAUCACUAGAAAUCACCACUGUGUCAUUUCUGCUUGAGCUGCUACAGUAGCUGCUCACACGGGUCCCCACAGCCAGCACAAAGCACACUGGCACACGAACAACUCACAAAAGCCCGCUGCAAAGCCUUCUCUGAGAUGCUAGGCCUUUAGACACACACCCCUCCCGCUUUUUCUAGUGAUAUUAUAAUUAGUGGAAGAAGAACAGUAUCUGUAUUUGUGCGAUAUUUGUAUUAAAACACUUAUGGCUAACACUGAGAGGUGUUCUGUGGUCUGAGGGAGAAGCACGUCUGGAGCGACCAGAGGUGUCCAUCGCAUGCCUGCUCUGAGCCACAGCUGCAGAUGGGCACUGGAUGCUGCUGCCCAUGCAGCCAAAGCCAAACCAGGCCCCAAAGUGCCAGCCUGCAGAAGGAGGCAGUGGAGAAGCAACUUCUCCAAUGCUGGCUCCAAACUAAGACAGGAGUAGGCUGGGAGAGCUCAGCCUGGCUCCAGCCUUCGCAGGCUCCCAGCCUUGCCUCAGCCUGAUCCUGGAGCUGUGCACAGACCACCAGCUGCGUGUCCCUGUCCGUGGCCAAGAUCACUUAUAAACAAAGAGAAAAACAUCUGAAAUGAAGUUUCCCAGCCUGACCAGAUCUGCCAGUCAGGCUACAUUCCCAGGGCUCACUGGUGUAGAUGGGACCAGACAAAUAUAAAUGCACGUAUCCUCUAUCGUGACUACACACACAACAUGCCGUUGUGCAGAUCCCUGCAAACUGCAAGAAAUGCCACCUAAUGCAAAGUGAGGGAUUUUUUUAAAGCUCUUUUUCUUCAUUGAAAGGUAUCAGGGACUUCUCCAGUUUCCAGAGGGGGAGGGAGCAAGUGCCUGCCUGGUCACCUAACCCUUGGGUCAGAGGCGCUUCACAGCACCUUCUGCAGCCACUGAGCCCUCAGGGAUAAUGGGAGGACUCAGGGAAUCACAGGUGAAACACGGAUGUAUCCAGUGGGUGUAAAUCCCUGAAGGACUGACUGUUGUGGAAGGGGAAAAUUUGGCCCAAAUCCUGCCAGGGAGUAGGUGACUUCCCAACGCUUAAUUUGCUGGUUGGGCAGAUGAAAGUCCUCUCUGCUGUACUGUGCCAGUCUUCUAACGGGGGGCAGGAAAUGCUGUGUACAAGCUCUAGAAAACUACAAAAGUGUGCAUUGUUUCUGGGGCUGCAGAAAAGGUACCACAAUGACAGACACAGGACAAAAAAUAAUUAUUAAAAUAGUUAAUAAUUAAAAUUGAUGUUAAAAAAUCAUGGCCAGCAGUGAGCUCAUUAUGGCUGUAUUACAUUCUUUGGAUUUUCCACUUGUUUUUCUGAAGGAAUAUGUUCUGGAAAUCCUACCUUGCAGGCUUUCUUCAAAGCUACCUUUCUUUACUUCUGCUGACAGUCCUUACAACACAUUUGUUCUGUACAUUCUUUGGAUUUUCCACUAGUUUUUCUGAAGGAAUAUGUUCUGGAAAUCCUACCUUGCAGGCUUUCUUCAAAGCUACCUUUCUUUACUUCUGCUGACAGUCCUUACAACACAUUUGUUCUGUUCUUCAUCAGCUACCUCCAGUAGAAACGCACUAAAUGUGAUGCUUUGUGACUAGCACGUUUGGCACUGCAACACUCUCAUGUGCUGGCCUCAGGAUUUCCAGCAAGCAGCAGGUGCUGCAGUCUGCUGUUCAAAAGCCUGCAGUCUUCAAAGGAAGCAAUUUACUGAGAAAAGACUUCUAAACACGUAACACUAAAGGGAUUGAGUUGAGUGGCCCAGAAGCAGUGAGUGCAUUAAAAAGUCUUUCAUCCCUAGGCUGGGAGACAGAAUGGAGCCCAGCUUGGCACUGACCAACCUGGUCAGGUUAGGAUCUGGUAGCACCACCUCAAUUCUCAGCAGGUCUUGUGUGCAUCUCACUCACACGUGUGAAUGCACCCAGUCAGAUGCACACAACACCCAUCACAGUCUACCUCCCAGUUCUUCCCUCCAAGCAGGUCGUGCAGAUACACUGAGAUCCAGCCUCAGCAUCAGUACAGGCAGUUGCGGACCAUUUCUCUUUACAGCAGGCUGAAGACCCCUAUCAACAAUGAUUGGUACAGAUGCUCAGUACUCGCUUUCCCCAUGUACAGGGUAGAGGGUAAGGCACCAAAAAAUCAUUUGGAAAAGAGAAGUUUUAUUCUCCACUUUACUAUUGCAUUGCUGUGGACAGCAGAAAGUUAGCAACUCGCUUUGCUCCAGUCUCCUUACCUAAGACACUAGGACAAUAGCAAACUGGCCACUUAGGUAAAGUUACCA